AUGGGGUGGUUUGGCGGCAAUAAAGUAUCCAGUGUGACACCCGUGAAUGAAAAUGAAGCGGCCCCAGCUCAACAGCAAUUUCUUGAAGACCUUCCACCCAAGUUUGACGACCUGAUUGCUCCUCCCGAUCAACAAGAACAACCACAACUCAAGAUCUCUAUUACUGAUUUUAAUGUGAACACAUAUCUAGGAAUGCCUUGCUUCCGAGAGGCUAUGCUUACUGGAUUUCAAGCGAUGGGGGUGCUCGGAGUGGUUACAUUCUUGAUACAUAAACAAGUCAUGCGUUCAGUUCAUUGGGCGGUGGGGGGUUUUUUCCUAGGAAACGUUGUGGGGUUUGAACAGUGUCGACUGAUCCGCCGGCGAUCUUUCGAAACGAUGGAGAAAGCCCGUCAAAAGAAUGCUAAACGAAACGAAGAGAAGUGGCAGGAAAAGGAGGACACAGAUGUGCAACAGCAAUUCGAGGAAUUUAAUCAAAGAAGGUGA
Molecule: messenger RNA, 483 nt
Organism: Diutina rugosa
Lineage: Eukaryota; Fungi; Ascomycota; Pichiomycetes; Serinales; Debaryomycetaceae
Exons: 1
Coding region: 1-483 (160 amino acids)
Biological process (GO): mitochondrial respiratory chain complex IV assembly
Cellular component (GO): mitochondrion; mitochondrial inner membrane
Source: RefSeq, a predicted model, not a curated record